AUGUCUCCCCCACCAGCAUCUUUGAGUGUGCCAGUCCAUAGUCAGUCAGUACAGUUAUCACCAGUUCAGAUUCAAGACAUGAUUGCACAGAGGGUUGAUCAGGCUAUUGCUUCUAGGAAGUCUGGAGAUUCUGUUAGUAGAGGUCGCCCCUACCCGGUAGAGUAUGAGCGGGAGCCUUACCCCGCUGGUUUUGUUCCUCCACAUUUUCGAGUUUUGGAUGGGUUUGGGAACCCAAGACAACAUGUGGCUCAGUAUCGGGCCAUAUGUUGUAACAUUGGAGGAAAUGAUGCUUUGAUGCUUAGACUGUUUAUUAGUAGUUUAGGGGGAGUGGCAUUUGAGUGGUAUGCCGAUCUCCCUAGCAAUUUAGUUAGCACUUUUGCUGAGAUGGAGCAGCUAUUUAUGCAGAGGUUCAUUAGUACAGAGCAUAGAGUGACUGUUGGUGAGUUGGUAGAGACCAAACAGCGCCCCCAUGAGUCUCUACCUAACUAUAUAGUUAGGUGGAGAAACCUUAGUCUUCAGUGUGAACCUCAACUGCAAGAGCAGCAUGCAGUUGAGAUUCUGUUGAAGAACAUUGAUGGUCCCAUUGCUCCUUAUCUGAAAGGCAUCCGAACCUUUUAUAAAUUCUUAACUAAAGUCACUAUCCUGCAGGACAGCAUACCCAGUGCAGUCCCUCCUAAGGUUGAGAGUCAACCCCCAGUAGACCUCAGCGUUUGGAGUUUUUCGGGGUACCACCUCCUAGAAAGGGAGAGGUUCAUAGUACUUCUGAUGCUCUUGAUAGGGGCAAGAGGCCCAUG
Molecule: messenger RNA, 794 nt
Organism: Dendrobium catenatum
Lineage: Eukaryota; Viridiplantae; Streptophyta; Magnoliopsida; Asparagales; Orchidaceae
Exons: 1
Source: RefSeq, a predicted model, not a curated record